Trematomus bernacchii (emerald rockcod) is the source of this 3151-nucleotide messenger RNA. RefSeq names its product coiled-coil domain-containing protein 178. The coding region runs from base 168 to 2684 and encodes 838 amino acids. NCBI's taxonomy places the organism in Eukaryota, Metazoa, Chordata, Actinopteri, Perciformes, Nototheniidae. The transcript is spliced from 20 exons. The record is from RefSeq and is a predicted model, not a curated record.
CGUUACCACCAUGGGGUUACCACCACACAGACAACAAAACAACAACAAACUUUCAGCAAAGCUAACAGGAAGCUGGCACUUAGAGGUGUAUUAAUGGGAGUUGUGUUGAACUUUUUCUCGGUUCCUAAGGAGGAUUACAGGUGUUUUCCUAUCGGACAGUUUUCAGGAUGCCAGACGUUGAGCCGCUCAGAUUCCCUUCAAGGGAAGAACGACCAACACAACAAGAUCUUUCUGUUUCACAAGAUCAAGCAGACCUCCAAGGCGUCUGCUCUGGUCGACGUCGCACAUGUGCCUUGCUCAACAGUCCCUCGCCAUGUGUCAACAGUGCUAUUUACCAUGUCCAAGAGCUGAAGAUCACAGUGGAGAAUUGGCUUCAACAGUCUGGAAAAUAUCUGAUUGAUCAAGACAAACACAAUUACAACAAAGCUUUAAGAUUUCAGUCCAGAGACUCUGAUACUGAUUCAGUGACGUCUACAGAGUUGUUCGUCGAAGGCAUCGCAAUCAGUGCAAGAGUUCAUCGUCCUCUAGAAAGUUGCCCUUUAUCGCCAUUAUUGAAGAAAAUAAAUGAUGUCCUUGGAGAGGUUGUGUAUCUGAUCGAGCGGCUGGAGGCUGAUCGGCAGGACGCAGAAGAAGCUCUCCUCAAAGAGAAGAGAAGAAAAAUAUAUCUGGAGAACAAAGUUGACAGCAUCUCACUAUGCAAACAACAACAGCUCGCUUUUCUAGUGCAAAAAGAGCAUGAGGCUUGCAUUAAAGACAUCACUGAACUGAAACAGCGACUCAAACUGGAAAGAGAAAAACUUAACCAAGCCCAGGAGAAACUUUCACACACUGAGAUUUGUAACCAGAGCUUACAUGAGGACAUACACUUUGCUAAAAAACAAACACCCAUUGUGAAGGAAAACCUGGAACUCCAGAGAGGCAUCAUCAAACAAAUCAACAGCACACAAGCUGAGGCUGAUGAAGUUUACUCCGAAAGACAAAAUGAUCUCACACUUGUGCAGAGGGAAUUAAAAAAGAUGGAGCAGGACGCCAACAAAGAAAAGAUAUCACUGGAUAAUAUACUGUUGGCGACGAAGAAUCAGCUCGCUAACAGAUUGGAAGAUUUAAAGCAGUUAAAGAAAGUUGACGAAGGUCUGUGUGCUGAAAUACAGGACGCUGAAAAGUCCAUUGCAGUUACAGAACAACAGUGUGCAGCCUUAACAAAACGAACCCCUGAAAUAAUGGAGCUCGAGCAAACUGAAACAGACACGAUUUUGCAGUUGAAAUUUAAGAUUGGGGAUGAAACGCGAAAGAAUAACAAAUUAAAAAAGAAGAUAAUCGCACUGCAAGAAGACAUGGAGAGAACUAGACUUCAUGGGGAAGCAGAGGUUUCCUGCACAGAAGAGCAGCUCCAUUCAAAACGUAAUGCUUUUGCAGCUCUUCGUAAAGAAAACAUGGAGUAUGAACAGAAUGUAUUGGACUACAAGAUAAACAUUACAGACAGUGUGAAGGCAGUGAAGCAGAUGCAUGAGGAGAGAAAGCAGAUGCUCCAGAAAAUCAUUGACAAUGACGAGCAGUGGGAAAAGGCCAAGGAGGAAGUGACCCAAGUUGUAGCCGACCACAGUGUCACCCAGACUAAGCUGGAGGAGCAGGAGAAGAUCACCUUCACGGAAGAACAGAGGGCCAGGAAAGAGAUUGAAAACCUAAAGAAAAAUCUGACAGGUCAGAUGACUGCACUGGAGCUACUGAAGGGUCAGUGUGCGACUAAAAGUGACGAAUUGUGUCGACAGCAAAGGAAUUCAGAGGUUACUAACAAAAAGCUUCAGAAAGAAUUUGAAGAAGCAUCCACAACAACAAAGGAAAUGGAGACAAAAAUGGAGAAAAUCAAGAAAUUGACAGACCAUUUAGAAAAGACUCAAUGUGAACACUCGAACACUUUAGUCAACCUUGAGAAGGAGAAGAAACUCAAAUGUGACAACCUGAAAGCGGCUCAGGAUUUACACACUGCCACUGUGAAGAGAUAUGACGACACCCUGGGCAGAAUCACUGACCUUACAAAAAAGAGGGAUACAUACCGGGAUGCUUCGGAGAAAAUGGAAAAAACAGUCGAAGACAUGCCAGAAGUCAUAGAAGAACUUCAAAGUGUUUUUGACGUGGUGGAAUUCAAAAACAAAUCAGCUGCGCUCGUAAUGAGCACAUUGCAGUCUGAUAUUAAUAACUGCCAACAACGAACACAGCGAUCCAUGCAGACACACACUGCUCAUGUUACAGCAAGAGAAAAGGAAAUGGAAGACACCAAGGACGCACUACAAUUGUCCCUGAAGGAGAACAGACAGCUGGCCACUGAGUACGAAGAUCUAAAGAAGAUCCUCAUGGAGGCCAAACAAGAGGCAGUGUCUGCAUUGAACGAGAAAAACCAUGCACAUAGAUCCUUUCAUUAUUACACACAGCUCUCUUUGUUGCAGAAGAGGAUGCACAAAGCUUUGGUGAAAAACUUCAAACAACGCAGCCUGUACAGCCAGGCUGAACUGGACCGGUGCCAGGCUCUUUCUCAAGACACCGACCGGAAAAUAAAAACAGCCCAGGAGGGGUUGUCAGCAGAAAUUCAGCUCAUCUCCGCGUUCCUGCAGUCCUUGACAGAUGACUCUACUACCACUGAUGAUGCCGGGGUGAACAAACAAGCCGGUCCAGGAUCGAAUGAGUAGAUGCCUUCAGCUCAAACAGCAGUGUAAUUGGACAUUCACCUGAACCAGACAACUUACUUACCCUAGCACGCUUCACUAUUCCCCCCCUUUUUACUUGCAGCGAAUCCAUAACAAUGAAACAGGUGACUUUCAUGCUGCUGUCAGGACUGAUCUAAUUUUAGCUGGGUGAAUGAUUGCAAUUGGCUUUGCCUCAUCAGAUAAUUAAUCUAUGUCACCAUUAAUUGGAAAAGAGAAUAAUUACAGGCAGUGUUGACAGAAAUUCUACGCUUCUCCAGAUUCCAAGAUCUAAUUACAACUAGUGAAACCCUGUGACCUUAACUAGCACUUAGUACACCUUGGCCACCUUGACCAUGUCCAUGUGAGGACCACUGUCUCCUAAAAGACCCUUUUUUUGUCACCGCUCGCUGCCCCCCCCCCCCCUCCACUCUCCUCACUUUCGGAGAGCUGUCUCCCUCAAUCACUUUUCA